GUAAAGGGUGAUUUGGCAACACAAACCCAGAGUCAAAUGUGGGAGUUGACCUGGAUUAAACAGCAGCUGACUUUAACUCCACUAAACUAAAUGUUCUGUUGGCUCUGCACACUGAAAACAGUCAUUUUACUGCAGUGACAUGGAGCAAAGACAGCAAGGACUCCUGGGACAAGAGCCAGUCCAGGAAGUGGAGGAAGACAAUACCAUAACGGAAGAAGAGAGAGAGGAAAUGCAAAACGAGCUGACCAAGUUGGAGGAAGAAAUUGUCACAUUGAAACAAGUGCUGGCCUCCAAAGAGAAGCAUCAGGCUGAGCUGAAGCACAGGCUGGGCAUGUCGACGUUAAGUGAGCUGAAACAGAACCUAAGCAGGAGCUGGAACGACGUUCAGUCAAGCACAGUAUAUAAAAAGACCUCAGAGACCCUGAGCACAGCAGGCAGUAGGACCACAUCGGUAAUCAGCAACCUGGGCACGGCCAUCGGCAGAAAGUUUGGGGAUAUGAGACUAAAUUCAAUAGGCUACUCUAUACGCCACUCGAUGAGCAUGCCCACUAUGAGGAACUCACAGAGCUUUAAGUCCUUUGAGGAGAAGGUUGAAACCACGGUUUCGAACAUUAAGACGAAGGUCGGAGGGAGCGCUGGUGGAGGAAGUUUCGAGGACGUGCUCUCAUCAGCAGCUCAGGCCAGCGCUCAGAACAAUGGCCCCACAGCCUCCACUAACGACCUGAGAGAAAACAACCAGUGCUAAUGAGACCAGACCAGAUUUGCUAAGAAAUGUACAGACUUCUAGAUGACUGGAGAUGGAGCUCUGGUGCCCCUCUGUGGCCAGGAGAAUACACCACAUUUAUAGGAAAGAGAACUUUAAAGUUAAGAAUGAAGUACUAACCAUGACCAAACUUUUCACUUAGACUGUGUUCUAAUGUACCCGAACCAGUUUACCUUGGGAUAACCUCCAUUGCUUAAUAACCAAUUGAGAUAUGUUAGAAAUCCGUUUAAAGGCCCACGGGAACGACCAAAAUUUACCUGGAAGGCAUUGGGAUCUGAUGCAUUUUCCUUGUUGAAACCUUUAAGCAAAUGGUGGUCAAAAGUGAUGAUUCAAAAAAAGAGCAUUAAAAUGGGCAAAAUUUCCAAAAUAUAAUAUUUGAUCUGGAUAUCGAUGCUUGACACCAGCCUUUUGUUUAGUUUUAAUAACUUCGUAGGUUUUCUAUAAGCUCGUACUGUACGUCUGGUUUCCAGCUCAUUGCAUUAAGAUCCUUAGAUUAAAAACUCUUUUUUUUUUUAUUUAUGUUUUUUAACUAGCCUGUAAAUCUACGCUUUUGGUUAGCACGUUUGGCUUGCACCUCCAGGGUUGUGGGUUCGAUUCCUACCUCCGCCCUGUGUGCAUGGAGCUUGAGUGUUCUCCCCGUACUUCGGGGGUUUCCUCCAGGUACUCUGGUUUCCUCCCCCAGUCCAAAGCCAUGUAUUGUAGGCAGAUUGGCAUUUCCAAAUUGUCCGAAGUGUGUGAAUGUUUGUGCAAUUGUGCCUGCGAUGGGUUAGCACCCCAUCCAUGGUGUCCCCUGUGUAACAAAAUGGCUGUUCAAAACUAUUCAAAGUCCAAUUGGCAGUAAAGGCAACCCAAUACAACCUCAGUACGACCUACUGAGCUUUCAGCUGGAGAAAGGUUAAGGCAUUUUGUCUGUGAUGAGUUGACUGUUCCUCUGGUGUAUAAAACAAAAUAAAAAAAAUCUUAUAACAUA
Messenger RNA from Ictalurus punctatus (channel catfish), 1733 nucleotides. It is a transcript of the gene tpd52l1, whose product is annotated as tpd52 like 1. The record is from RefSeq and is a predicted model, not a curated record. NCBI's taxonomy places the organism in Eukaryota, Metazoa, Chordata, Actinopteri, Siluriformes, Ictaluridae. Gene Ontology annotation, cellular component: cytoplasm. The transcript is spliced from 8 exons. Bases 140 to 745 code for a protein of 201 amino acids. Gene Ontology annotation, biological process: positive regulation of MAP kinase activity; positive regulation of apoptotic signaling pathway.